UCUUCCGAGUUGAAUUGUUUUUUUAAAGAUCUGGCUGAAUUUAAGAUUUUAAACGUCUCACAAUGUCAUUUGUGCAAAAUUUAAAAUGAUUUAUUUAAUUUACGAUAACUAACAUAACCCUUUCUUAAGCUUAAAAUGAAAUGAUGUGAUCCGUUAUGAGCGACAAAACUAAAAAUGAGAAGGAGGAGAGCUGUGACAAGCCGGAAUCAAAGUGGACCUGUCCAGAGGCGAGGAACGUAACACAUCCUCUGCGCUAUUACGAGUUCAGCCCAGACGAGAUUAAGGCGCUCGAAGAAUGCGACAGAGAGAGUUUCUACCAGCGUUGUGUGCCUUUCAGUUCGGUUUUCGCAGCUACCACCUACGCCUGCGUGAAAAACGGUUACUUGAAACCCAACCCGAGGUUUGGAGCAGCUCCGAAGGUGGCAUUUGCAGUGAUUGUUGGCUACUUUGUAGGAAAACUGUCAUACCAACGAGCAUGUGCGGAAAAGUUGAUGGCACUUCCAGGCAGCUAUAUUGGACAAUUGCUUAGGGAGAAAAAAGAAGGGAGAGGCCCUAACACAUCACUGGCUCCAAGGAAUUCUCCGGCCAUGUUUGGUGCGACUUCUGACGAUAUCUACUCGGAUGCAGGUCCAGGAAAUUCGUUGGAUCUGGACACUGAUCGGCCGCUUUUCAGUGAUGACCCUUACAAUCCUAGUUCAGAUUCUGGUCCAUUUCCUCAAACUCCUGGGAGUGCUCCGUCUCAACCGACCCUGUCCUACGAUGAGCUGAGACGUAAAAACCGAAUGGAAUAUUCUGAAACCCGCCAAGACCCAUACAAAAUGGAUCCAGCGAUUGUGCCAUCGGUGACCAGACCGAAAGCCCCGUCAACACCCACAAACAGAUACGGGGACUCGAUGGAAUAAUUGACUGGCCAUGUUUUAUAUCGCUGUAUUUAAUAGAACCACGGAAAUAACAUAAAAUAACCUAAAAUAGAUUUGGUGAUGAAACAUGUAGUGCGCUUCGGGUGUUGUGAUUUAAACUAUGUGUAUGACGUAUCACACGGAAGCGGAAACCGUAUUUUCAGAGCUAAUGUCUACAUUUCUUAUGCAUCUUUGAAAUGUGUGAAUUUUUUUAUAUUUCAGGAGCUUAUUUAAUACUAGCGAUGUAACAAUGGUACAUUGGGCUCGGUAUCAAUAUAUGCCGAGCCACUGUUUUUGUACCUUUCCUUUUGAGUUAUUUGUGCUAUGCAGAUGUUUACUGCGAUUAUAUAGAUCAGAAUGUUGAAUACACUAGAUAAGGGUUCCAAA
Molecule: messenger RNA, 1286 nt
Organism: Danaus plexippus (monarch butterfly)
Lineage: Eukaryota; Metazoa; Arthropoda; Insecta; Lepidoptera; Nymphalidae
Gene: asrij
Product: OCIA domain-containing protein 1
Exons: 6
Coding region: 156-902 (248 amino acids)
Cellular component (GO): endosome
Source: RefSeq, a predicted model, not a curated record